CCAAGAGCACAUCUCGGUGCGAACCAAAACUGAUCGUAUUACGUUUUGGCCAUAGGAUUACUUACUUAAGGUGUUUCGGGCAUUUAUUUAUUUUCCUGUCACUCUUGUCGCAAAAUCAAAUCGUUCGGACGAAGACUUUUUCAUUAUUUUUUAUUAUGAAUUAUUCAUAAAAGUAUAUACAAUAGUUUGCUUUGGCAAACUGGUAUUUUUCACUUAGGGUCAACUUUUAAUAUAAACAGUUCUGUUUGUUCCUGAGUGUUGUGAGGUUUCAGUCACCAGUUAUGUUGCAGUACUUAACAAUAGGACUGCUCUUGGUGUCAACUGCUCGUGCCCAAGAAAUCCAGAGUGGAGUCCAAAAUGCCCCCCAAUUAUACAACGAUGGCUAUUACCCAACAGAAAAAACAAAAUUCGACAUGUUCGACUGGCAGCUGGUGCAGGACCUCAGCGGAAAACACAGCAACGUUUUAAUAUCCCCUGUAAGCUUGAAACUGGUCUUAGCCUUGUUGUACGAAGGUUCCGGUGGCGAGACCGCAAAGGAAUUCCAAAGCGUCUUGGGAUUCCAGAACAAAGAUGAGUCUAAGGAUUAUUUUAACAAAACACUUGCGUUGAUACAGAACACCAGAGGACAAGACUACGUAUUAAAUUUCGGCUCCAGACUAUUUUUGGACAAUCAAAUGACCCCGCAGCCGAAAUUUAAGGCAAUCGCGUACGACACGUACAAGACUGAAAUUGAGCCCACCAAUUUCGAAGAUGCCCUGAACGCGUCCGCCACAAUUAACACGUGGAUCAGCAAACUGACCCACGGCAAAGUUACCGAAAUUGUUAAACCAGAUGACUUAACGAAAGCGGUGAUGGUGGCCACCAACGCCAUAUACUUCAAGGGUAAUUGGGUGCACCAGUUCCCGAAGAACGAAACCAGAAAGGGUAAAUUUAAUUUGUUGUCGUUCACCAAAGUCGAAGUGGAGUACAUGUCCACAAUCGGCGACUUCUAUUACCACGAACAUACAGAAUUGGACGCCACCUUCCUAAGACUGCCCUACAAAGGCAACAAAUAUUCGUUGUGGAUUGUUUUGCCCAACGCAAAGACAGGCCUUACUGAUCUGCUGAAGAACAUCAACACGAUGUACAUUGACAACGCCCUGUACUUUGUGGAUAAAAAGACCGUGCACGUCACCAUCCCCAAGUUCCAUUUCAAUUUCCAAGAAAAUUACGUUAGACUUUUGCGAAAGAUCGGACUGAGGCAGAUGUUCCAGAACACGGCCAGUUUCCCCGGCAUCGUGCGUGGCAACAGCAACGUCCUGCGUCUGCUGCAGGUCUCGGACGUCAUACAGAAGACCGGCAUCGAACUGGACGAGGAAGGCAGCACCGUGUUCGCGGCCUCGGGUGUGAACAUCGGCAACAAGUUUGGGGAGCCACAGUAUUACUUUAACGCCAGCCACCCCUUCUUGUUCUUCGUGCUGGAGGAGACCGGAAGUAACAUUCUCUUCAUGGGCAAGGUGGAGAAUCCGUUGGAAAGCGACGUGAAACCUUCACCGCCGCAACAGGAACAAGAAUCAGCUCCAGAGCCCCAAAUCUCUACAAAUUUUCAACUCCUUCAACCCAACGGAGCCGAAGCUUUCCUGCAGCCAACGCCACAACUAGACCCCAUCCCUCUUAGUCCCCAAAACUCACCUCAAGACAUCAAUUUGAACGAUGGUCGACUCAAUUUCUUCGACAUCGCUUUAUUGAAAGAGGUGGCAAAUUCCCCAGGAAAUGUCUUGAUCUCACCCCUAAGCAUCAAGACCACCUUGGCAAUGGUCCUGGAAGGGGCCAAAGGAGUUUGCGCCGACGAAAUACAACAGGCCCUCAGAAUAGGCAACAUCGACCAAGCCCGUUAUUAUCUGAAGACAAUUCUGAGCAAACUCAAGGAGACCCGCUACUUGGACAGUUCGAACGCCGUCUUCGUCUCCAACAAGGUUAAGGUCUAUCCGGAGUACCAACAAAAGUUACUCGACUACAAAGCGGGCGUAACACAGGUGGACUUCACCAACGUGCCGCUCGCCGUCAGGACGAUCAACCAAUGGGUGCGGGACGUUACUAGGGGUGCAAUCACUGAAAUUAUCUCCGCAGAAAACAUUUACAAGGACUUUGCCGUUGUGAUCGCAAACGCCCUUUACUUCAAGGGCAAAUGGAAGACGUCUUUCGACGAGAAGAGCACCAGAUUGGAUAACUUUUAUGUACCUGGAAAGGGAGAGUUCCCAGUGCAGAUGAUGCAAGUCAACAACUUCUACAACUAUAAGUUUUUGCACGACUUGAACGCGGAAGCCAUAGACAUCCCCUAUGAGAACGAAUAUUCCAUGUUAAUUGUAAUGCCCGGAAAGGAAAAUAACAUCCACAACUUGGCCACUGACAUGCACAAACUAAGUGAUAUUUUGGACGACUUGAACAGGACCGAAUUGAAUUUAAACAUGCCCAAAUUCGAAAUCGAGUACACCAAGAACCUGAUUGAUGUGUUGAAACCACUGCACGUUACGACAAUAUUCAGCCCCCAGGCCAACUUGUCAGGCAUCGUAGAACAGGACAACGUGAGAGUGAACAACAUAAUCCACAAGACGAAAAUCGAAGUCGACGAACAAGGAACGAAGGCGGCCGCCGCCACCGGUGUCUUCGUCAUACCACUGAUGGGCUCGACCGCCAGAAAAGUGACCAUCAACAGGCCCUUCUUGUACUUCAUCUAUCACGUCAGCACCAGAACAAUCAUUUUCGAAGGGAUAUUCAGGGAGCCGCAGAUCGUCGGAAGGCAACAACCGGUACAGCCACAGCCCAGGCCUCUGACGCAACAACAGCCGCAACAAAUUUUAACCUCGAGGGGCAAUUUUAACUACUAUUAAAAAGAUUAUGUUAGCGACGUUAAUUUGUAUUUUUAUAAGUUUCGUCCUAUAUGGCGAAACACUUUGACUUAUAAGACUAUUUUUAUUAAUAUCAACUAUGUCAGCUUUUAAUAUAUUUUUUUUAAAUA
Aethina tumida (small hive beetle) is the source of this 2998-nucleotide messenger RNA. RefSeq lists its product as uncharacterized. NCBI's taxonomy places the organism in Eukaryota, Metazoa, Arthropoda, Insecta, Coleoptera, Nitidulidae. The record is from RefSeq and is a predicted model, not a curated record. Bases 282 to 2870 code for a protein of 862 amino acids. The transcript has 12 exons. Gene Ontology annotation, molecular function: serine-type endopeptidase inhibitor activity.